AUGGCCUUACAACACAACCACAACCACAACCAUUCCUCAUCUUCCACAACAAAUUCAUCUUCUCGUAUUUUACAUUCUACUGGUUCAGCACAAUCUAUAUGUAGUAAUGGAAGUAAUGAACAAUUAGAAAUGGAAGAAAAUGGAGGGGGAAGAGAAGGAAAUGGAGGAAGAGGAGGAGGAAGACUUGAUGUUGGUGGAGGAGGGAAUUUAAAUAAUUGCCAAUCACCUACUACUUUGCUCAACAAUUUAUUAGGAAGUAGAACAAUUAAUCAAAAUAAUCAUCAACAACAACAACAACAUCCACAUCAUCAACAACAACAAGGAGUAGUUCAAAUGAUCCCUCCUCCCCAACAACAAUUAAUAGAUUUUGCUAAUAUGCAAUCUCAAUUAGCUGCUGCUAGCUAUGCUGGAGCCCACUUCCCCGAUGAAAUGAAUAAUUUAUUUGGUUGUUCAAACGCUGCAGCAGCUGCCUCAUUUGUUGCCUUUCCCCCAACAAAUUCAACAACAACAACAAUUAUACGUUCUCAACAACAAGAUUCACAACAACAACAACAAAAUUCUUCUUCUUUAUUUACUCCAUAUUCACAUUCACAACAUUUACGUCCUGGAGGAAAUGUUGUUGUUGAAAAUAGAACGUGUAGUAGUGUUGGUUCUGGUCAACAACAGCAACAACAGAGACAAUCAAUUAGUUCUUCUUCUACUGUUAAAAGAAGUGUUCGGUCUGGAGUGGAUUUGAUUAAAUGUUCUUUUUGUCCGAAAAAGUUGCAGGGGCAAAAUGCUCUUCAAUUACACCUUGAAGAUUGUCGUAUGAUUCGAGUUCAUGAGUGUGAUCUUUGUGGGAAACGAUUUAAAGCUCGAGGAGGAUUACAACAACACAAUCGAAUCCACGUUAAUGAUCGGCCUUAUAUGUGCCAUUAUUGCCCAAAGCGUUUUACACAAAAGAGCCAUGUUGACCAACACGAACGUAUUCAUACUGGGUCAAAACCUUUUGCAUGUCAAUUUUGUGGCCGACAAUUUCGUCAAAGAUCUCAACAACUUGGGCAUGAAGCAACACAUUUACAUAGAGGAGAUCAACGUGUUGAAAGACCACCACCACAACAACAACAACAUUCUGCAGACUCUAAUAAUAAUGCUUUUGGUCAAAUAGUUAUGAAUGGGGCAAAUAGUUCAGCUGCAUCUGAUUUGCAUAAUUCUUUAUCUUCAGAACAGAGUUCACCACUUUCUUCAUCUUCCGACCAUUUAGCCGCAGCAGCAGCCGCCGCCGCAGCUGCCGCAGCAGCUGCAUCAUCUCUAAAUGGAGGGCAUUUACAACAACAACAACAUCAUCAACAGCAACAACAAUCUUCUUUAAAUUCUUCCCCUUCAACCUCAACAAUAGCUAUAGCUGCAGCAGCACAACAACAAAUGGCUUCGUCUUUUAAUGGAUUGCUUAGAGCUGCUGUCGAAGAUGGAAAUGGUGGGGGAAGAGGAGGGUUUCAUCAUCACCAACAAAUGGAAAGAAAUGCAGCAGUUGAUAGUUUACUAGCAAUGUCUGCAAUGUCAAAACAUCACCAACAACAAUUUCAACAACAACAUUUGGAUGAACAAUUGCGUAUAAUGAGUGGAGAAAGAUAACAAAAUUCAUCCAUUUUAUUUUGUUAGCCAUAGCCCUAGAGUUCUAAUUUACAUUUUUAGUGUUCUAGUGUAUUGCUAGGGUGUUUUUUAGGGUUUCCCGGUCCCUCUCUUAGUCCGCAAAUUUUAUCCGCAAAAAAUUAAGUCCGCAAGUUUUUUGCGGACUAAUUAAAUAAAUCUCUGGGGCUGGCCAAAUACAUCUCUAGGCUGACUUAUUUUAAAUUUUGGAAAAAUAUUUCCUGCCAAAAAAAAUUUUUUUUUGCGUUUUCCUGGCCUACCCUUAAUGUUGAGGAAAUUUCAAAAAAUUUUUUGAAAAUCU
Meloidogyne enterolobii is the source of this 1930-nucleotide messenger RNA. NCBI's taxonomy places the organism in Eukaryota, Metazoa, Nematoda, Chromadorea, Rhabditida, Meloidogynidae. The record is from the annotation of a GenBank genome assembly.